GCAUGAUGGCGCAACAUGUAGGUCGUUCAGGUAAAUCGCCGGCUUUUUUAUUAAUUAUAAUAUUAAUUUACAUCGAAUCAUCAGUUAUUAAUUCAUUUAAACUACCAUAUAAUAAUAAAGUAUUUAAUAAACCAGUUAUAAGUGACAUUAAAUUGAUAACAAGUGAUAAUUAUUAUUUAUAUAAAUUAUUAAACAAUAAUAAUAAUAUCAAUAGUAACACAACAACUACGAGUGAUAGUUAUAGUUUUGGUGCAAGUACUGGUGCUGGUGAUGGUGAUGAUGAUGAUGGUGUUGGUGAUCAUGAUGAAACUUGUGGUGAUGAUAAAAAUAAAUACGUUUUAGUUAAUGGGGUUAAUAUUAAUUAUUUAAAAUAUUUAAGGUGGACUAUUGAUAAAAGUACUUGUGAUAUUAAUAAUAAUAAUAAUAAUAAUAAUAAUAAUAAUAAUAAUAAUAAUAAUAAUUAUAUUAAAAAUAUAUUGAGUAACAGUGAGGGUACAAGUGGUAUUUUUUUAUUUAAAAAUUGUUUGGAGGUUACUGAUGUAUAUUUUUGUCAGUAUGAUCACUGGGGAGAUAAAAAAGUUGAUUAUGAUGAGAAACAAGGAUGGAGGAUUAUUGAUAAUUUUGUGGUUAAUUUACAAAGAGAAAAACGUGAUCUAUCGGAUAUGGGAUUGUCAUUAAAAAUACCGGACAUUGAUGCUGGUGGAUUACGUAUUGAGGGAUUAAGACUGGAAGGCGAAGAAGAAGAGCAUGAGUUUGAAUAUGGAAUACCCAAAGUCGUGGGUGAAACUUUUGUAACGAUACGUAUUUUCGGCGUUGGUAUUACUAAUGAUACUGUUAUCAGUUUUACUGAUAUUAAACUAAAUCGUGGUGAGAUUUGCGACAAGAUUAAGUCACAGGAAUUUAUUGUAGAAAAUGUCGAAGAAUUCACAGCUACGAUAUCAGGAGAACUUCCACUAGGAUCACCCUUUUAUAUGUGUGCGAAAUAUAAAUCGACUGCUAAUAAAAAUACAUUGUUUCGUCAUCAAGGGACGGAAAUGUAUAAGCAGAUCAUAUCCUACAAAAAAACUUUACCACUCUGGCUGCAAAUAGUGGUAAUAUUAACAUGUUUAUCAUUCUCGGCGUUAUUUUCUGGUCUUAAUCUCGGAUUAAUGUCAAUGGAUCGUACGGAAUUGAAAAUUUUAUGCAACACUGGUACGGAAAAAGAACGCAAAUACGCGCGUACUAUACAACCAGUACGAAAUUAUGGAAAUUAUCUUCUGUGUUCAAUAUUAUUUUCGAAUGUACUUGUUAAUUCUAUUUUUACAAUUCUACUGGAUGAUUUAACUUCCGGUACUGUAACUGUCAUCGGCGCUACUUUGGCAAUCGUUAUUUUUGGUGAAAUUUCACCGCAGGCAUUUUGUAGCAGACAUGGAUUAUGUGUCGGCGCGAAAACAAUCUACAUAACAAAGUUAACGAUGUUUAUAACAUUUCCCCUGAGUUAUCCAAUAAGUAAAUUUUUGGAUUACAUGUUAGGAGAGGAAAUAGGAAAUGUCUACAAUCGAGAGCGCCUUAAAGAACUAGUUAAGGUAACGACUGGUUAUAAUGAUCUAGAGAAAGACGAAGUAAAUAUAAUAGCCGGUGCCUUGGAAUUGAGAAAAAAAACAGUCGCUGAUGUGAUGACACGUAUUGAAGAUGUCUAUAUGCUCGACUACAAUGCGGUGCUUGAUUUCGAAACUGUUUCUGAGAUUAUGAAAUCAGGAUUUUCACGAAUUCCUGUUUAUGAAGGAUCAAGAAAUAAUAUUGUUACAAUGUUAUAUAUAAAAGACUUAGCAUUUGUUGAUCCUGAUGAUAAUACUCCACUAAAAACUCUCUGUCAAUUCUAUCAAAAUCCAUGUAAUUUUGUCUUUGAAGAUGUAACACUUGAUAUUAUGUUUAAACAAUUUAAAGAAGGUCACAAAGGACACAUGGCGUUCGUGCAGCGUGUCAACAACGAAGGUGAGGGUGACCCAUUUUACGAAGUAAUAGGCUUAAUAACUUUAGAAGACGUUAUCGAGGAAUUAAUUCAAGCUGAAAUAAUGGACGAGACUGAUGUUUUUACUGAUAAUAGAAGUAAACGUAGGAGAUUAAAUAAUCGUCCAAAAUUACCAGAUUUUACGGUAUUUGCUGAGAAAAAAGAUAGUCAACGUAUACAUAUUUCACCCCAAUUAAUGUUAGCAAUGUUUCAAUAUUUGUCAACAACUGUGGCGCCAUUUAAACCAGAUACAAUAUCAGAAACAAUAUUACGUCGUUUAUUAAAACAAGAUAUAAUUCAUCAUAUUAAAGUAAAAUCCCGCGAAAAAGCGCGAAAUGAUCCCGCGGCAUUAAUAUAUACGCAGGGUAAAGCUGUUGAUUAUUUUGUAUUAAUAUUAGAAGGACGUGUUGAAGUAACUGUUGGUAAAGAAAAUUUAACAUUUGAAAGUGGGCCAUUCACUUAUUUUGGUUGCCAAGCACUUGCUACUAAUAUUGGAGUUGUCGAGUCGCCGACGACAAAUGUUAAUCCACAGACAUUAGGAAGUAUACAGUCUAUUAAUUUAGAUGCGAUACUUCGGCAUACAUUUGUACCUGAUUAUUCAGUACGUGCUGUUACUGAAGUAUUUUAUCUAAAGGUCAAAAGAUCAUUGUAUUUAGCUGCUAAGAGAGCGACGUUACUUGAAAGAAGUCAGAAAGAUCCGUCGCCUAGUAAUGAUCAAUUUGAUGAUGAAGUUGAAAAGUUGCUGCACUCGCUCGACGAAGACGAUCGUAGCAUCCAGUCAUCACCGAUCUUAAGCCGUUACGAUGAUUUUAAAUCAACAGAGCCAACUUCACCAGUGAAAAGCGCAACAGUUCCCACAUCACCUACACCAGUAAGCGCCUCUCCUGUAACAAAUUCAAAAUUUUUACCUCAGAAUAGAUCGAGCGAACCUAACGGCCAAAUUCGUAAUUCAUCUCCUGGUAAAACUGAUGACUCAAUAACAACUCCCAUAAAUUCAUUAUCAGUAAACACAUCAAAUAAUCAAGAAAAUCAAAAAUUAGAUUUAGAUGCAGAAAUAGCCACGCGUUUAUCAAAUAAAAAAAGUAAUAAUGAUGAUAAUAAUGAUGAGUUAACAAAUUUAUUAUCUAAACAAGAUCGUUCUUAACAUUUACAAAAUGGCCAUACGAAUAAUAGUAAAAUCGUAAUGGCUUCUAUCAACGAAUCCGAUAGUAAAAGAUGAAACUUUUUUUUUUUAUAAAAAAAUAAAAAUUUUUUUUUAUGACAAAAAAAAAAAAUUGAAAUAUUUUUAGAUACUUAGUCGUGUGUAAAAAAAAUAAUUGAGCAUGCUUACUUAAAAUUAACUAUUUAAUUUGAGUAAUUAAUUAAUUAAGUAAUUAUAGAAAAAAAAAUUUGAUUUCCGCUCAGGGAAUAAAAAUGCCAAAAUUAAUUUUUUUCAUCGACACUUCCAAUUAAUAAUUGUUAUUAAAUUGUUAAUUACAGUAAUUAAUUUACAAUAGAACUGAUUAAUCAUGUAUCCAUAUUUUAUUAUUAUUAUUAUUAUUAUUAUUAUUAUUAUUAUUAUUAUUAUUAUUAUUAUUAUUAUUAUUAUUAUUAUUACUAUUUUUAGUUAAUUUUUUUUUUUUAAUCAUUUUUUGUGUAAUGAAAAUUAAGUUGAGCUUUUGAAAAGGCAAUGGAAUUUUUAAAAGGGUGCCAUUUACUCAUUACAUUGGGGAAAGGAAAUUGAGUGGAAAAUAUGAAUUUUGAAUUUUUAAAGUUGAGAAGAGGUGAAAAUAAAUAUUUUUACAGCGUAGAGAAUGUAAUUACGUGUUUAAUGAGUACCCACAUCGAUAGGUUUUGAGAAGUUUAUUUUUUUAGGAAAUUUAAAAUUUUGCAUUUUUAAAAAAAUUUUAUAAUUUUAAAUAUAGGCUUCUGGGUACUCAUUUUAUAAAAAAUUAUAAACUGUACACGACAGACGUUUAUUUUUGAUAAAAAGAAAUUUUUUUUGAUUUAGUUAUUUUUUGAAAAAGAUCAUCUCACAAAAACGAGCUUGCAAUUAUUACUACUCAUUUAAAAAAUUUCAUUUCAAUAUAAUGUUUAUUAGACUGGGCCAAAAAAAUUUUUUCUUUCGAUACUGUGAAAAUAUUAUUCCUGAUGACUAAAAAAAAUUAUUGUGCAAGUUUGAGCCCUUAAUAUUAAUAUUAAGAGGUGUAUCGUUAUGACUAUUCGUUUUUUGAAAGAAUUUUCAUUUUUUACCCAAAACUCGUAAAUCAUUUGUCUGAAAAAUUUGAGCAAUGUAUAUUCUUAACGGAAAUUGGAUUCCCUACAAAAAAUCUCUCUUAGUAAAUUGACGUAAAACGAGCCGAUUCCUUGUAAUCGUGCCUUAAAUGUUGAUUUGUUUAUUAUAUUCUUUGCUUUGAUUUUGGAUUUUUGUAACUACUAGAAAUAUUAAAAUUUUUUUCCAGUCAAGAUAUAUAUUUUUGAAGGAAAUUUAAUGCUCUACAAAAAAAGUAUUUUAACAUUUUUCGCUAAAUUCACUCCUUCAAAAGUUAUUUAGGUGAUUAUAGUCCUUUUGACUCAAAUUCAACCUUGAAUAACUUUUGAAGGAGUGAAUUUAGCGAAAAAUGUUAAAAUACUUUUUUUGUAGAGCAUUAAAUUUCCUUCAAAAAUAUAUAUCUUGACUGGAAAAAAAUUUUAAUAUUUCUAGCAGUUAUGAAAAUCCAAAAUAGAAACAAAGAAUUUAAAGAACAAAUCAAUAUUUAAGGCACGAUUACAAGGAAACGGCUCGUUUUACGUCAAUUUACUAAGAGAGAUUUUUUGUAGAGAAUUCAAUUUCCUUUAAGAAUAUACAUUGCUCAAAUUUUUCAGACAAAUGAUUUACGAGUUUUGGGUAAAAAAUGAAAAUUCUUUCAAAAAACGAAUAGUCAUAACGAUACACCUCUUAAUAUUAAUAUUAAGGGCUCAAACUUGCACAAUAAUUUUUUUUAGUCAUCAGGAAUAAUAUUUUCACAGUAUCGAAAGAAAAAAAAAAUAGUCGAUUUUUUUGGCCCAGUCUAAUGUUUAUGCUUUAUUUUAAAAGCCUCACGCAAUUCAUUAUAUGAAAAAAAAAGAAAAAAAAUAAAUAAAAAAAUAUCCACGUGAUUUUAUCUGACAAUUUUUUUUUGCCACUCGGAAUGAGACGGAAAUAAAUACGUGGAUCAUUUAGAACACGUGAUAUCUAGUAGAUUGAGUACCCACAGGCCUAUAUUUUAAAAAAUUAAUUUUUUUAUAAAUUCAAAAUUUUGAUUUUUAAAACAAAAUUACCUGAAUUUAAAUACAGGCUUGUGGGUACUUAUUUUACUGGGAAUCGUUUGCUCUACAAGCUAACACUAUUUAUUUGUGUCUUCCUUCUACCGAAAGCCAAAGAGAUGCUUAAUUUACCAUUACGCGUAUUUAAUAAUUUUUUUUUUUAAUUCCAAAUCUACUUCAAAAGCUCUGUACGAGUCACAGAUACAAUUAAAUUUUAUUAUCUAUUUGUUGAUUAAAUCAAUGAGUAGAUUUUUUCGUUUUUUAAUAGUUAUUACUUUUAUCAGUUACUUAUAUCAAUGAAAUGUCAAUAAUUAAUUGAAAAAAAAAAAAAAAAAAAAAAAUAAUAAUAAAAAAAAAAAAAUGUCUUUUUUUAUACAGUCGAUAAUUAAAUAUAUGUAUAAAAUAGGUAAUAAAGAUUUUUUAUAUAAGGCAUCAUCAUUAAAUAUUCUUAAAUCAAUAAAAAUUAAAAAAAUUAGACACUAGGUUAAUAUAGAUAUAAAAAACAAAAUUUAACAAAAAAUAAUUGCCUUUUUAUCUCUUUAAACAAAAAAUAAUUUAUAUAUUCUGAUUAUCAAAUACAAUUUAUUAUAAAUUAUGAAACAAAUUUACUUGGUCAAAAAUAUAAAAAUCGAUCAUUCAAAAACUAAAUUAAUUAAAAUUUUCAAAAUUCUGUUCAUGUUACAUAAUUAUGUAAAAAAAUUUUCAAUACAGAACGAAAAGACACGUCGAAUGAGUACCCACAACCCUAGGUUCCGAUGAGUUUCAUUUUUUUGAAAUUUUAAUACAGAAAUUUCGUAAUAAAUUUUGAAAAUUAAAUAUAGUGAUGUGAGUACUUAAAUUAACGGAAAUAAGUUACUCAAGACGAUCAUGGGAUUUUUUUAAAUAUUUUAUUUGUGGGUUGGAAUUGAACGGAAUAGUGAGUUUUUGUAAAUCGAUCGAUUUUUAAAUUCUAUAAAUUCAAAAUACAAUCAAGUUAUUGUUUAUUAGACAUAUUACUGCCAUUUAAAUAUUCGGUGGAAAUUUAUUAAAAAAUUAUUGUUCAUAAAUUAACUAAUUAAUUAAUUUAUUUUUAAUUAUUAAAAUUAAUAAUGCAGAUGAUUAUAAAUAACAACAAUAAAUAAAUAAAUAAUUAAGUAUCAAAAGGAUUGAAAAUAAUAAUUAACAGAAUCUAAGUCAAAUUUGCAUUUUUUUUAGGUUUAAAUUAUUGUUAAUAAGAAAUUAAUACUUAAUGAUUAAUGAUUUAUAGUUAUAUUUAAUAAGAGAGAUUAUAAAAUU
This is a messenger RNA of Microplitis demolitor, 6529 nucleotides long. RefSeq names its product unextended protein (gene uex). Gene Ontology annotation, cellular component: plasma membrane. Gene Ontology annotation, molecular function: transmembrane transporter activity. Gene Ontology annotation, biological process: magnesium ion homeostasis; transport. Lineage: Eukaryota; Metazoa; Arthropoda; Insecta; Hymenoptera; Braconidae. The transcript is spliced from 12 exons. The record is from RefSeq and is a predicted model, not a curated record. Bases 3 to 3134 code for a protein of 1043 amino acids.